AUGGCCGAGGUGGAGCCCCAGGGCCGCCUGUGGCUGGAGAGCCCCCCUGGGAGUGCGCCCCCCAUCUUCCUGCCCUCGGACGGGCAAGCCCUGGUCCUCGGCCGGGGACCCUUGACCCGGGUUACCGACCGGAAGUGCUCCAGAAACCAAGUGGAGCUGGUCGCAGACCCUGGGACUAAGACCGUGGCAGUGAAACAGCUGGGAAUUAACCCCUCAACUGCUGGGACCCAGGAGCUGAGUCCGGGGGCAGAAGGCUCUCUGAGGGUGGGGGACACACUGUAUUUGGUCAACGGCCUCCACCCGCUAACCCUGCGCUGGGAAGAGGCCCGCACGUCUGAAUCCCAGCAAGACACUCCACCCGGCACCCCUCCGGUGGCUCCAGACGCUUCAGGGGACAUUGAACCACCGAAGAAGAAGCGGAUGCGGAAGUCAUCCUCCGGCUGGGAGAAUUUUGAGAAGCUGCUAGUGUUUACAGCACCUGGGGUGAAGCCCCGGGGCAAGGUGGCCGCCUUUGAUCUGGAUGGGACCCUCAUCACCACCCGCUCUGGGAAGGUCUUUCCCACUGGCCCCAGUGACUGGAGGAUCUUGUACCUAGAGAUUCCCCGUAAGCUCCGGGAACUGGAUGCGGAAGGCUACAAGGCCAACGAGGGCGUGCCCAUCUCCGUAGGGGACAGUGUCUUUGUGGGAGACGCAGCCGGACGCCCAGCCAACUGGGCCCCGGGGCGGAAGAAGAAAGACUUCUCUUGUGCGGACCGUCUGUUUGCCCUCAACCUUGGCUUGCCCUUCGCCACACCGGAGGAGUUCUUCCUGAAGUGGCCCGUCGCCAGCUUUGUGCUCCCCACCUUUGACCCGAGAACCGUCUCCCCCUCGGGGCCGCUCUACCUCCCUGAGGCCAGCUCCCUCUUGAGUCACAGCCCUGAAGUGGUGGUCGCCGUGGGAUUUCCUGGGGCUGGCAAGACCACCUUCCUGCAGGAGCAUCUCGUGUCGGCUGGCUACGUCCACGUGAACCGGGUCUCCGUGCCGCCUCGCAAGGCCUCCCCGCCCCUGUCCUGGUGA
Molecule: messenger RNA, 1056 nt
Organism: Puma concolor (puma)
Lineage: Eukaryota; Metazoa; Chordata; Mammalia; Carnivora; Felidae
Source: RefSeq, a predicted model, not a curated record